CAUUAAAAACUAACACACUUUUGUUACAUAAAACAUCAAGUAUCAAGACAUUUUUUGCCAGUUGUCAAUUACCAACACUAUAAGUGGAGCAAGCACCACGGCCGACCUACUUGUAGCGUCCCGGAUCUCAAGUGCGCAUCAUGAGACCCUUAGUUAUCGCUUUUGUGGUAUUGGCCGGGACUGUCUAUUCGAAUAUGGCUCUUAUUGAAAAAUUGCAUAAUAAAGGGCUCGUUAAAAACCCUAUCCAUAUUAGGGCUAUUUACAAGCGAGAAAUUGAUAAGAGCGACAGUUCAGCGGAAAAUUUCUACACCUUUAUAGAAGAAAAACUAAUGCAUCAAAAUCAAGCGUUGGAACAUUUGAUCACAUCUGUGGACAAUACUGGUGAUAUGAUCAAGAAACUUAUAGACAACUUAAGCAAGGGUCUAGAGCAACCAAAAAUGCCAACAAAAGCCGAACCAGAAAAGGUACCAAAACCCAAACUGAAUGUUAGUACGAGUGACCAUCCUCUAGUUAAACUUGGGAAGAAUAUUCCAAAGUACGGCAGGCUAGCCAAAGACUUGCUUAUGAAGGAGGUUAUUAGUAGUACGGAUCCAACACCCAUUAUUGAAGUAAAACCUACACUUUCCACGCCUGGAUCACGAAGGUCGCUUGAUGAUUCUGCGGUUGGAUCGGAUCAGCAAAGCGAGGGACAUAAAGUUAAUCCCUGGUGUCCUAUAGCUUUACUUUGCCAAAAGAAAGUUGAUCCGGUUUGUGGGUUUGAUGACGAAUUUGGUUACGGUCGCUUCGAAGAUUUUUGUCAUUUACUUCGCGUCAACUGUUAUUGGAAAUAUAGUAAGUAUUUGCUUCUUGAGUUUUUGUAUCUACAAGUAGAUAAUCAUCACAUUGUACUUUUGUUUUUAUCUCGUUAUUUCAUUCACAUUUUCAUUCUGUAAUUUCUUUUCCAGAUUUCUCCGUUGUAUCUUCGUGUCAACCGAAAUUAUGAGAUCAAAAGUAUUGUAAAUAAUAAUUGUAAUUUUUAGUUUUAGAAUAAAUUUCAAUGAUAUAUUA
Messenger RNA from Spodoptera frugiperda (fall armyworm), 1047 nucleotides. RefSeq lists its product as uncharacterized. The transcript is spliced from 4 exons. Bases 141 to 932 code for a protein of 263 amino acids. Lineage: Eukaryota; Metazoa; Arthropoda; Insecta; Lepidoptera; Noctuidae. The record is from RefSeq and is a predicted model, not a curated record.